Messenger RNA from Pipistrellus kuhlii (Kuhl's pipistrelle), 2423 nucleotides. It is a transcript of the gene BCAM, whose product is annotated as basal cell adhesion molecule (Lutheran blood group). The transcript has 15 exons. The coding region runs from base 85 to 2193 and encodes 702 amino acids. The record is from RefSeq and is a predicted model, not a curated record. NCBI's taxonomy places the organism in Eukaryota, Metazoa, Chordata, Mammalia, Chiroptera, Vespertilionidae. Gene Ontology annotation, cellular component: plasma membrane.
GGGCGCGGGGCGGGGCGGGGCCUCCGCCUCCGCCCAGCCCGGCGCUGGGGCUCAGUGCCGCCGCCGCCGCCGCUGCGGGAGGACAUGGAGCCCCCGGGCGCCCGGGCCCCGCGGCUGCUGCUGCUGGCGCUCCUGCUGGGCGCGCACCCAGGUGUCCAGGCGGCGAUGCAGGUGUCCGUGGCCCCGCUGGUGGAGGUGAUGCGGGGGGAGACGGUGACCCUGGACUGCACCCCUUUGGGGGACUAUAGCCAGUACCAGCUGAAGUGGUUCCUGGCCGACCGCUCGGGGACCCGCCACCUCCUGGCCGAGGCCCAGGUGCAGGGCUCCGAGGUGCAGGCCCGGGUGCACGCCUCCCGGGGCCGCAGUCCCCCGUACCAGCUGCAAGGCCAGGGCCACCUGGUGCUGGUGGAGGCCCAGGUGAAGGACGAGCGGGACUACGUGUGCGUGGUGACCGCGGGGGCGGCCGGCACCGCCGAGGCCACCGCCAAGCUGCAGGUGUUCGCAAAGCCAGAGACCACCGACGUCUCCCCCAACCUGGGCACGCUGUCUGUGAUGGAUGACUCUGCCCAGGAGAUCGCCACCUGCCACAGCCGCAACGGGAACCCCGCCCCCCAGAUCAAGUGGUACCGGAACGGGCAGCCCCUGCAGGUGCCCAUGGAGGUGAACUCAAACAGCUACAUGACCAGCCGCACCGUGCGGGAGGCCUCGGGCCUGCAGUCUCUCACCAGCACCCUCUACCUGCGGGUGCACAAGGAGGACCGGGACGCCCGCUUCCACUGCUCCGCGCACUACAGGCUGCCCCGCGGCCAGCACGGCCACCUGGACAGCCAGGCCUUCGGCCUCACCCUGCACUAUCCCACGGAGCACGUGCAGUUCUGGGUGGACAGCGCGUCCACCACGGAGGGCUGGGUGCGCGAGGGCGACUCCGUCCAGCUCGUCUGCCGCGGGGACGGCAACCCCACGCCCGAGUUCACGUUUUACCGCCUCCAGGGCCAGGAGGAGAAAACCCUGAGCACCAACCUGCACGGGAACUUCACGCUGGAGGCCGUGCAGCGGAACCAGAGCGGCACCUACGGCUGCCGGGCCUUGGACUACGACGCCGCCGAGGAGGCCGAGCUCUCCCAGACGCUGGGGCUGCGCGUGGCCUACCUGGACCCCAUCGAGCUCAGCAGCAAGGAGGAGCUGACCGUAACCCUGGGCAGCAGCGUGACCGUGACCUGCUCUGUGCAAGGCCGGCCCGCCCCGGCUCUGCGCUGGACCAAGGAUGCGGCCCCCCUGGCGGAUGGCCCCACACUCUCGCUCAGCUCCAUCACCUUCAGUUCCGCCGGCACCUACGUAUGCGAGGCCUACACACCCACGGUCCCCCUCCUCAGCCGAACCCGGGCCCUCAAGCUGCUGGUUGAAGGGGUCCCCGAAUUAAUGCCGGAGAAAAUCCAGCCCCAGUCAGGGGGCAGCUGGCGAGAAGGAGACGAAGUGAGGCUGGUCUGCUCUGCCCGGGGCUACCCAGAGCCCAAGUUCAUCUGGAGCGAAAAGGGAGAGAGUUCCACAGAGCCGGUGCCCGGGGGGCAGGGCUGGGUGAGGAGCUCCCUGACCCUGAAGCUGACCAGCGCCAUGAGCCAGCGCGGCGUCUUCUGUGAGGCCUCCAACCCCCACGGGAGCCCCCGGCACGUCUUCCACUUCGGCCACCUGGCCCCCCAGACCUCCCAGGCCGGCGUCGCCGUCAUGGCCGUGGCCGUCAGCGUGGGCCUCCUGCUCCUCGUCGUCGCCGCCUUCUACUGCAUGAGGCGCAAGGGGCGCCCCGGCUGCUGCCGGAAGGGGGAGAAGGGGGCUCCGCAGGCCUGGGGAGCCAGACCUGAGCCACGCAGGGUCCCAGCGGCCCGAGCAGACAGGCCUUCUCCUGGGAGGCGCCUCCGGAGGAGCCCGGCGUGGCAGCGGGGGCUUCGGAGACGAGUGCUAAGCCUGAGGGCCUCCCGGAGGCAGCCUUCGGACACGACCUGGAGUUGCAGGCAUCGGAGAAGCAGCCCUGCUCACGCCCUGCCCUCCCCCGCCUUCCCGGCCGGCCCUCUUCCCUCUCCGGCCCUCCCUUCCUUCCUCUGCCGCUGGGCAGGGACCUGCACACACUGCCGGGAGGAAGGGAGGGGGGUGCGCUCGCUCGCUCAUGGGUGGGAGGGGACCUUCCUCCGGGGAGUAUGACUCUCCCAGGCCCCAGAAUAGCUUCUGGCCCCGCGCCUGGGGCCCGGCCUGGGACCAGGCUCCGAGGGUCGGCCGGCCGAGGCUAUUUUUACCUCCUGCCUCCAUGGCUGCCCCCCCCCCCGCCCCCCUCCGACCCUGCUGCAUAGUCUGACACUGGAUCCCACCCCCGCUCCGCCCCUCCUCGAGGACACUGGAGUCUGGAAUAAACGCUGUCUGUCACUUGGACACCA